CUUACGGUGAACUUUACAUCUUCUAACUUGGUAUCAGGCCAUUUGUUUUCAACCCUCUAUCAUGGCUUCUUCUUCCAAAAGCUCCUUUCACCCCGCUCUUGCGGUCACAUCUAUAAAAAAUUUAAUUCCCCUCAUUCUCGACAGCGAAAAAUCAAGUAUUCUUCUUGGGCGGAACUUUUCAAGAUCACCGCCCGAGCCUACGAUGUUUUGGAUCACAUCAUCCCUGCCGAUAAAACCCCCACCACCUCUUCCGCUGCCACGGAUGACACCACGGACGAUAACACCAGCGCUACUCCCCACCCCGUCGAUCCCCUUCUAUGGAACCACUUGGACGCCGUCGUGCUCCAAUGGAUAUAUGGCACCAUCUCCCAUGACCUCUUGCAUAGUAUUCUUGAACCCGACUCUACAGCCAUGGAAGCCUAGACCCGCUUGGCCGCCAUUUUUCAGGAUAAUAAAAAUGGCCGAGCAGUGCACCUUGAGGAUGAAUUCUCACACACCCGUUUGGAGAAUUUCGCUUCCAUUUCUGCAUAUUGCAAAGAACUACGCACUAUCUCAACAAACCUUGAAAACGUUGACGCUCCGGUCGACAACAACCGGCUGAUUUUGCACUUGGUCAACGGCCUAACCGAACCCUAUGCGACAGUUGCUUCCUUUAUUUAGCAAACGGCCCCCCUCUCCCUUUGAGACCGCCAGAUCAAUGCUACUCCUGGAAAAAUCCGGCAAGCCCAUUGUCUGCAAAAUGCGUCCACCUCUGCAUCAGCGCUCGCUGCCACGGUGCCACCGCCUACUUCGCCACCUUCCCAUGCCGACCGCCCACGAGGAGGAGGCCACAACAGUUCUGGAUGUGGCAAGGGCUGUGGACGCUAGUCUGGCAAUCGUCCGCAUGACAAAACUACAUGGCUGCAACACUCAGUUUCACCAUGGGCCAUCCCCCCUUGGGCCGCAUGGAUGCCCUAAUACUGGUCCAUGCCACCAUGUCAGUACCCCACUGCUCCUAGACACAUCCCUCCGCCCAUGUCACCUUCUACCGAUAUCUUGGGCUCACGCCCACAAACUUUUAAUGCCGGAUAUGGAUACCCUUCCUCUGCAGGUUCCACACCAACCUUUCUGCCAACGGACUUUCACAAUGUUAUGCACACCAUGUCUUUAAACCCCUCGGAUGACAAUUGGUACAUGGAUACCGGGGCAACUUCUCACAUGACAUCGGACGCAGGAUCUUCGUACAAGAACUCCACUCCUGAGGUGUAAUAGUCAAGAUGACUUGUAUCCGGUGUGUCAACCUCCCCGUCGUACCUCUCCAUCCCACCAUGAUUUCGUUGGUCUCUCAUCCACCAUAUGGCAUAACCGGCUUGGUCAUCCCGACAUUCCAAUUUUUCAUAGUCUUAGCACAAAUAAAUUCAUUGAUUGUAAUAAAGCAUAUGAUGCUAUUUGUCCAUCUUGUCAACUAGGAAAACAUAAUAAAUUACCCUUUUCCCGUCCUCUUCUUAUACACAUGCUCCUUUUGAUAUUGUACACAGUGACUUGUGGACCUCCCCAAUUUUAAGUUCCAAUGGUCACCGAUAUUAUUAUUUAUUUUUAGAUGACUUUACCAA
Molecule: messenger RNA, 1592 nt
Organism: Cuscuta europaea
Lineage: Eukaryota; Viridiplantae; Streptophyta; Magnoliopsida; Solanales; Convolvulaceae
Source: the annotation of a GenBank genome assembly